Molecule: messenger RNA, 1207 nt
Organism: Lycium barbarum (goji berry)
Lineage: Eukaryota; Viridiplantae; Streptophyta; Magnoliopsida; Solanales; Solanaceae
Exons: 2
Coding region: 57-1082 (341 amino acids)
Molecular function (GO): nucleic acid binding; zinc ion binding
Source: RefSeq, a predicted model, not a curated record
CUCUAGAGUUUUACGGGUCUAAGCCCGACGAGGACCCCCAUGACUUUAUUCGGGGGAUGCGGCGCUUAUUAGAUUUGGUCAGGGCUUCAGAGACUGAGUCUGUUGAGUUGGCUUCGCAUAGACUACGGGAUGUUGUUGCUCACUGGUAUGAGUCCUGGGAGCUAUCCAGGGGUGAGGGUGCUACCCCAGCUACUUGGGACGAGUUCGUGACUGCUUUCACUCACCACUUUUUGCCCCCAGAGUUACGGCGGGCGCGGGUUGACCGAUUUUUGCAUCUGCAGCAGAGGGGUCGGAGCGUCCGUGAGUAUAAUAUGGAGUUUGAUUCUUUGGCCCGGUAUGCACCUGCCAUAGUAGCAGAUAUGGCCGAUCGGAUGCACAGAUACGUGAUGGGGUUAGACCGCUAUUUGAUUGAUGGCUGUAUGGCGGUGGCAUUGCAGGCAGACAUGGAUAUUGCCCGACUACAGGCUUAUGCCCUGGGUAUGGAGGACCGACAUAGAGCUGAUUAUUCUAGCAGAGAUCGGGACAGGAGGCCGCCCAAGAGGGCCAGAUUCGCAGGUUAUUCUGGAGAUUCUCGAGGCGGACAGCCUCAGCAGCAGCAGUCAGGCAGACAUCCUCCUCCGUCAGGCCGGGGUACACCCCCACAGUUUAUCGGCAGGAGAUCUGAGGGUGCCGGAUAUUCAGGGGCAGGCCCGAGCUCUAGGGCUUCAGGUUCACAGUUGGACAGAGGUUCCAGCAGUCAGAUGAGGCCACCCAGACCUUUGUGUUCCUAUUGUGGGAGACAGCACCCGGGAGAGUGUUUCCGAGCUACGGGUGCAUGCUUUGUGUGCGGCCGUCAGGGCCAUCAUAUGAGAGACUGUCCGGCUAGAGGUGGUACAGGCAGUUCAGCUCAGUCUACCGGGUCAGCCGGUGGUUCAUCUUCAGCCUCGGUGGCGAUGCGCCCUGCGGGGCGAGGUACUCCAGCACCAGCAGGCCGCGGCAGGGGUCGUGGCGGAGCUUCGGGUUCUAGCGGUCCUUCGAACCGCAUUUAUGCCUUAGCCAGCAGACAGGACCAGGAGGCUUCGCCUAAUGUCGUCACAGGAUAGAAUCCGAACCGAUAGAGCCUUUUGAGGUAGCUACACCAGUAGGGGAUUCUGUUAUAGCCAGUCAGAUUUAUAGAGAUUGUUCCGUGAUUAUCUGUGGCCGCUGCACUAAGGCGGAUUUGGUAGAG